Molecule: messenger RNA, 2634 nt
Organism: Fusarium coffeatum
Lineage: Eukaryota; Fungi; Ascomycota; Sordariomycetes; Hypocreales; Nectriaceae
Exons: 2
Coding region: 1-2634 (877 amino acids)
Biological process (GO): cytoplasmic microtubule organization; microtubule nucleation; meiotic cell cycle
Cellular component (GO): mitotic spindle pole body; equatorial microtubule organizing center; spindle pole
Molecular function (GO): microtubule minus-end binding; gamma-tubulin binding
Source: RefSeq, a predicted model, not a curated record
AUGGCCCCCGACCGUAUCACCAACGCUAUCGACAGUUUGAUAACACACAUCGUGCCCAGUGAUCCCAAUGAUCCCGAUGAAGUUGCGCAAGAGCGCCAUGAUACAUGUUUUGACAUUGUCAAGUCUAUAAUAGACAGUCCAGCCUCCCCCGCUAUUUCUUCCGAUGUCAACCAUGCCUCCGAUCUUAUAAAACGAAAGCUCAUCCAGAGCAACCCUACCCAAGCUCUUCGCUUCUCGAACCUCUAUACACGACUACUUUCACUGCCUGUGUUGGAGCAUAAGUGGGCAAUACUCUACCUUCUCUACCAGCUCGCAGAUUCCCCGGAUCCCAGUGAACCCCUCCCAUUGAGCCCUGUAAAGCCAUCGGCGCCCAACUAUCGAGAUGCCAUCAGUCGUGACGCUAUAAAGCGGCAGGGUCGAGAACGUGCCACCAGGACUUCCAGGUUCGAGGAGGAGCAGUUCAAAGAAGCUUUCCAACCAGAUGGGCUCAAGAAACUUCCAGCAAAAGAGAGCAAGCAACCGAGUAAAGAAGGGGAACCGCGGCCUGAGCCACCAAAAAGAGACGUUUCCUUGAAAUCAACGUUAUUGGCGAAUAACUAUUCAGAGAUAGAACCUCCCGAGUCCGUCAUUCUUAGAGAUUUGCCAUUCACUUUGCAAGGACUUUCCUCCACUACACUACCCUUCACAAAAUCAGAUAUCAUCAAAUUACCGUCAACACUCCCACUACCAAUUGUCUCCUUGCUUCACACUCUAGCAGAGCCAUCGUUGCUGUAUCGCGGUCUCGACGGUUUUUGCAAGACUCCAGCCAGGGGGCUUCUUGGGCAAAGUCUAAGGGCGGCCAUUCACGGUGAGCUCAAAUCUUAUUUGAGUCUGAUUGCCACUCUUGAAAGUCAGAUUCGAAGAGCUCUUGCAUCACUUGACGAGGAGGCCCCAAGAGAGGGAAUCGGAAAAGCUGGAGUCACACUCAAGAGAUGUGUUGUAUGGACUCGCGAGGCAACAAUGGGUCUCAGACUCAUGAGCUUAAUAGCUGAAGAAUCUGAGAAGAAGAGGGGAGGGCAGCUUGUGUCCCUUAUUCACAGUUUCUCAUCUUCUCACGGCGAUCCUGUUGUUGCUGCUUUUGCCGAAAGGCUACUGGCAAGUUUUACACGACCCUUCUACGACAUCCUACGACACUGGAUAUACGAUGGUGAAUUAUCAGAUCCUUUUCAGGAAUUCUUCGUCAGAGAGCAGUCUCCCGAAAAGGACACAUCCAAGGCUAAGGGCGCGGGUAAUGUUUGGGAAGACAAGUAUGAGAUUGACACGGACAUGAUCCCCAGCAUCAUUACCCAAGACUUUGCCCAGAAGGUUUUCUUGAUUGGAAAGUCCCUUAACUUCAUCAGGCAUAGCUGCGGCGAUGCUAUGUGGGUAGAGGACUACUCCAAGGCUGCUUCCAAGGAGCUGAGGUAUGGUGAUACUGCCACCCUGGAAGCAUGGAUCGAUGAGGCACAUAAGACUACCAUGAAGCGUCUGAUUGACCUGAUGGCCAACAAGUUUCACUUAUUCAAGCAUCUCCAAGCGCUCAAGAACUAUAUCCUUCUAGGUCAAGGAGACUUCAUUGCCCUCUUGAUGGAAUCUCUCGCUGCCAACCUUGAUCGUCCUGCUGGCGCACAGUACAGACAUACCCUUACUGCGCAACUAGAACAUGCCAUCCGAGGAUCAAACGCCCAAUACGACUCCCCUGAAGUUCUACGGCGACUAGAUGCUCGUAUGCUGCAACUAUCUCAUGGUGACAUUGGCUGGGAUUGUUUUACGCUCGAGUACAAGAUUGAUGCACCAGUUGAUGUCGUCGUGACGGAAUGGGGGAACCGACAAUACCUCAAAGUGUUCAACUUCCUCUGGCGUAUCAAGCGAGUUGAAUUUGCAGUGCUAUCAACCUGGCGGAAGUGCAUGACCGGCGCUCGUGGCGUCCUACAAAAUUCGGAUCCAGCAGUCUCUCAGACAUGGAAAUCUACGCGGGGUGUCCUCGCUGAAAUGAUUCACUUUGUGGGUCAGCUACAGUAUUACAUUUUGUUUGAGGUCAUCGAGUCCUCGUGGGGUGAACUCCAGAAGCGGAUCCACAAGGAAGACUGUACUCUGGACGACCUCAUCAAGGCACACACACGAUACCUUAAUGAUAUUACACAUAAAGGUCUACUUGGAGCGAAACGACGCACGCAUAGUUCUGACGAGGAUGAUCGUACAACAUACAUGAUGCAGCUUGGCGAGAUUCUUCGGUUCAUGCUCAAUUACCGAGACUCAGUUGACGGACUUUACAGCUGGAGCGUUUCGGAUUUCACGCGGCGCCAGGAGGCUGAUGUACGGAGCACUACACGGCAUACUGACGACCACGAUGGCCUUGACACACCAACGGCUGGCUCUGGUGCUGUCGCGUCCGAGUUUCCAGUCCUUCAAGAGCGCCUGCGGCAUCUAGGAGCAUCGUUCCGAACUCGUGUCCAGAUACUCUUAGGGGACCUGGCAUAUCAACCUGACGUUGACAUGCGUUUCCUAGGUGUAGCGAUGAACUUCAACGAUGUUUAUCAGCCAACACGGCGGAAAACGAAAGCGGCCCCGGGUACAGCAACAGCAAGAAGUGUUUCGACGAACAAGGGUGGCUGA